Molecule: messenger RNA, 1504 nt
Organism: Pectinophora gossypiella (pink bollworm)
Lineage: Eukaryota; Metazoa; Arthropoda; Insecta; Lepidoptera; Gelechiidae
Product: N-acetylglucosamine-6-phosphate deacetylase
Exons: 6
Coding region: 175-1389 (404 amino acids)
Biological process (GO): N-acetylglucosamine catabolic process
Molecular function (GO): N-acetylglucosamine-6-phosphate deacetylase activity
Source: RefSeq, a predicted model, not a curated record
GCUGUUCUGUUUUUGUUUGCAAUUUUUGUUUUCUUGACCAACUUCUGAUGACCUCUCGUACGAUAGUCAUAUGUUUUACAAGGAGGAAAAAAAUCAUUCUCCUUCAAACUUCGGCUGAGAAGUGUAGUGUUUCGUUUCGUACCUAACUUGUUUCAUACUUUACUUUUUAUAACUAUGAAGCCUAACUCCGGCCUGACUCGUUUCCACAACUGUUUUAUUCUUAGAAACGGUAAAAUUAUUAAGGAGGACUUAUGGAUUCGCGACGGUAAAAUCGAAAACCCUGAACAAAUAUUUUAUGUGGAACAACUGGAGGCCGAUGUAACUGUAAACUGCGAGGACCUGCUUAUUGCACCAGGUUUUAUCGACAUACAAAUCAAUGGUGGCUGGGGCAUAGACUUCUCAGCUAACUCAGACAAUGUAGAAGACGGAGUUAAAAAAGUAGCAAAAGAAUUGUUAGCACAUGGUGUGACAUCAUUUUGUCCUACAAUAGUGACAUCAAACAAGGAAAUGUACCAUAAAACUCUCCCUAGGAUACAAAAGACUCAAGGUAACAAGGAUGGAGCCACCAUUCUUGGAGUACAUCUCGAAGGACCAUUCAUUAGCUUAGCUAAGAAAGGUGCGCAUGCUGAUGAGUUCAUACAAUAUCCUGAAAAGGGCUUACAAUCCAUUAUGGAAACCUAUGGGUCCCUAGACAAUGUGAUCAUAGUUACCCUAGCUCCGGAGCUACCAGGAGCCCUGGAAGCUAUAAAAGGUCUCACUGCGAAGGGUAUCAAAGUUGCACUUGGUCACUCCAGUGCCAGCCUCGCACAAGGUGAAGAGGCAGUGAGAAGUGGGGCAAACUUGAUAACACACUUAUUCAAUGCUAUGCUCCCAUUUCACCACCGAGACCCUGGCUUGGUGGGUUUGCUGGCUUCAUCUACUGACAAGCAAGUGUUCUAUGGCAUAAUCUCUGAUGGUAUCCAUACACAUCCCUCUGCACUACGCAUAGCUUGCAGAACGAAUCCUGAAGGUUUGGUGCUAGUAAGUGACGCAAUAGCAGCUCAAGGUUUGGCUGAUGGUCACUACAGUAUUGGAACGCAAUCCGUCACUAUGGAAAAAGGACGGGCUUACGUCACAGGCACGAAGACUCUGUGCGGAAGUACAGCUGGACUCAAUGAGUGUGUAGCAACCUUUAAGGAAUCUACAGAUUGUUCAACGGAAUAUGCUCUUGAAACAGCGUCGUUACAUCCGGCAAAAGCUCUCGGUAUCGACGACAGAAAAGGCAAACUUAACUUCGGAUGCGACGCAGACUUCGUCAUUCUACAUCCGAAAUCUUUAAAAGUAUUAUCAACGUGGAUAGCUGGUGAAUGCGUUUACAAAUCUCCAAGUAACGGUACCGCAAAUGUGUGAUUUAUAAAUUAUGAAUUUAUAGAAAAAUAUUUGUAUAUUUCGACGAAAAUCUUAAAAUAAUGUUUUCCUAACCAUAUAAUGGAAUAUCUAAUUAAUAAAAAUACUAUUAUGACAA